GCUUCCAGGAUUGGGCUCUACAUACCUCGUGGAAGAGCUGCAGGGGAAGGGCCUCGUCAGGCACCCAAGGGUUCUGCUUUGGAAAAGAAGGGAGACGCAAGGGUGGAGGGAGAGUCUAACAGAACAGGGAUGCCUCCUGCUAUUAAAAGCCAGCUGCUCACACGCCAGAGUUGCUCUCUGUCCAGACGCUCCAAGUCGACUAGGGAGGCAAAGCUGGGCCAGGCUGCUGGGGAAAAAGAGCCUUCUCCCAGGCUGCUGACGGCAUGUCAGAAGAGCUCCUCAAUGAUGGCAGUUGAGGGGAAGGGCAAGCGCUCUGCUGCAGCCUGGCCCCAAACUCAAGCCCUUGCCUGUGAGGGUCAUCGGAGAGCAGGACAGCAGAAGACGCAGCUGGACAUGCAGAGGCUGCAGACAGAGAGUGCAUCCUCCAUGGCACUUGUGGAACUGAAAAAGUCUCUGCAAAUGGUACCAGUGGAUAUGAAGCAGCAGCAUGUCCUCAUCCCUCACCCCCCAGAGAAGAAGGUUGAGGCAGCUCUGAGCAAAUCAAGCACCAACUGCCUUUCAGUGAGGAGUGUGCGGGUGAGGAAACAGCUGGAGAAGAGAAAGGAGGCCAUGCAGAAAGACAAGACCAAGAGCAGAGCUGUGGCCAUCCCUGGGAAUUCUGCAGAGGAUCUUCUGAUCUGCGUUGGUGAGAAAAUCCCUGUGCUUCCAAUGCCAAAGAUGACACGACCAUCAGGGAAACCAGCGCGGACCCCUCGCAGCUGUGAGCAGCUGCGAGCCCAAUAAAGGUUGUUGCUUCCUGCUGGAAGGACCAGCACGGGCUUUGUAGUGUUCUGAUUUCACACAAACAUGGAGAGGUUGAGGUUUAAGGUACCUGAAGAGGUCAGCAUGGCCAACCCCCUGCUCAAACAGGGCCACCCAGCACCCGUGUCCAAGGACCAUGUCCUGUGCAGAUGGCUUUCAGGUAUCUCCACUUGGCUAGGGAGACUCCACAGCCUCUCAGGGAACUUGUGCCAGGUCUCGGUCACCCACAUGCUACGGAAGUGUUUCCUGAGGUUCAGAUGGCAGACGCUGUGUUUCCUUCUGUGCCCAUCGCCUCUUGUCCUGUCACUGGGCUCUGCUGAAAUGAGCCUGGCUCCAUUCCCUUUGCACCCUGCCCGCAGGCAUGUAGUUAGCCACUAAUAAGAUCCCCCCGAGCUUUCUCUUCUCCAGGCUAAACAGUCCCAGCUCUCCCAGCCUUUCUUCAUAGGAGAGAAGUUCCCUCAGUAAUCCACCUCAUGAUUUUUAACUGUUAAGCAGUUAAAGAAGAAACACUUGCGGCCU
This is a messenger RNA of Oxyura jamaicensis (ruddy duck), 1320 nucleotides long. RefSeq lists its product as uncharacterized. The coding region runs from base 130 to 783 and encodes 217 amino acids. The transcript has 6 exons. The record is from RefSeq and is a predicted model, not a curated record. NCBI's taxonomy places the organism in Eukaryota, Metazoa, Chordata, Aves, Anseriformes, Anatidae.